Annulohypoxylon truncatum is the source of this 2524-nucleotide messenger RNA. RefSeq names its product DEAD-domain-containing protein. Gene Ontology annotation, molecular function: ATP binding; nucleic acid binding. Bases 1 to 1830 code for a protein of 609 amino acids. Lineage: Eukaryota; Fungi; Ascomycota; Sordariomycetes; Xylariales; Hypoxylaceae. The record is from RefSeq and is a predicted model, not a curated record. Gene Ontology annotation, cellular component: mitochondrion. The transcript has 3 exons.
AUGCAAGAACCCAAUACAACUUCAUCUAGGCCUCGCCGCAGACCUGGCAGAGGUAGAAGACAUCAGCAACCAUAUGGUCAAGAAUUUCAGCCAUCUGAAUCUAUUGAUAAUGCAGGCAAAAACAAGGACCGCCAACCGCAAGCCCGCGCCUUUUCAACCUUGAACGCAAUGCGUAACGCUGCUUCAAGCGCAGAGGCACAGGUCGAGACAGAGCCAAAUGCAGAGGAAGAUGUUCCUACAUCAGAUGGAGAUUUGGUAGAAAGCCUCCCAAGCAUUCCCACGCCUGCGGAUACACCAUUGUUUGCCGACCUAGCAAAGGAUGGCCUCAUUGAUCCUGUCUUGCUAGCGACAAUCUCGCAAGAUCUGAAGUUCGAACACAUGACGCCAGUGCAAGCAGCCACCAUCUAUCCUCUACUAAAAGACCAGUGCGAUAUGUUGGCGCAAGCUAAAACUGGAACUGGAAAGACUAUCGCGUUCUUAUUGCCCGCCCUCCAAAAGAUGAUCCAUAGAGAGGCGCGUCUAAAUGGCCAAGUCUCUCUUCUCGUCAUUUCACCUACUAGAGAGCUAGCAAUGCAAAUCGCCAAGGAGGCACGCGCCUUAUUACAACGCCUGAAACAUUUCAAUGUAUGCAUCGCGAUCGGCGGCACGAACAAAGACGCAGAGGAGAAAAAAAUUUCACGAGGCUGUGAUAUUUUGAUUGCCACUCCUGGUCGACUCCAUGAUCAUUUAACGACAGAAGACAGUUCGGUCAAAAACAGGCUACAGAGCGUUGACACCUUGGUCUUAGAUGAAGCCGAUAGACUUCUAGACAUGGGCUUUAUCGACCCCAUCAAGAAGAUCAUCCAAUGCCUCCCUCCCAGGACCGCCAGGAAGAGACAAGGCAUGCUCUUCUCCGCUACAGUUCCCGAACACGUCAAAAAGGUUGCCCAAUUAGCCUUAUCUCAGGACUACAAGACUAUCUCUACUAUCGCUGAAGGCGAGUUAAACACGCACGAGCGUGUUCCCCAGCAGCUUAUCGUAGCCAACACCUUUUCCGAUUUAGGGCCUGUUCUCCUCGGUGCAUUACGUCAAGAGCGCGAAAUUGUCGGCCACGAUACAUUCAAAGCCAUAGUAUUCGCGCCAACGGCACGCCUGGCCGAUUUCUACGUAGAAGUACUUGAGAAAUGUCCUGGCUUACCUAGUGUUGUCACCAUCCAUUCUCGAAUGUCGCAAUCCAAACGAACCAAUGUAACAGAACAGUUCCGCAAGGCGAAAAGCCAAAUUCUCAUUGCCACCGACGUCAUCGCCCGAGGCAUGGACUUUCCAUCAGUCACCAACGUCUUCCAAGUCGGCAUCCCCUCAGAUAAAGAAUCAUAUGUCCACCGGCUUGGGCGAACCGCCCGUGCGGGUGCCGAGGGACGAGGCACUUUCAUUGUCACCUCGCACGAGCUUUUCUUUCCGCGACGGAUAUUGAAAAACAUCAAGUUCGAGGAAGCAAAACCAGAUGUCAGCGCCCGCCAGGAAUUUCUAGGGAUAGCCAAGGAGUUAGACGCAGAUUUCCACGAAAAGGUAUAUCAGGCGUGGCUAGGCUUCUACAAAAGUUUCGUCAAACCGCUGGGCUGGGACUCAAAUCGACUAGUGCGAGAAGCUAACAAAUUUGCCCAAGAUGGCAUGGGCACACCCGAAGUACCGUCGCUACAGAAGAGCACAGUCGGAAAGAUGGGAUUGAAGGGCGUCGCCGGGCUUAAUAUCCGCCCGAAUGACCCAAGGCCUCCAAAAAGAGAAACGGCUGGCGGCGGGACUUCAGCUUCUGUAGAAGAUUGGCACAAAGCAUGCUUGAGAAUACGCUAGUCAUCUCGGCAUCGUUUCGUGAACGGUCUUUGCUUCGAGGCGGGAAGACAUAUUUGACUCCCUGUCUGCGAAGCAGCUCCCCUCUCAGCCUUAAAAGUUAUUAGAAGGCAAUUGAUAUUUAAUAGAGAUAAACAUAGACCGCAACGAACCAAUUGUCUUUGAUGAGAUUUCUGUGGGAUUUUUGGUGACGCGUUUAAAGAGCUGAUGGUUCACACUCUAAUCUAUGCACACGUGGUAGACACGCCAAGUUCAAGAUUUUAUGUAUCAUUAUACACACUGACGCGCACUCAACUUAGGCUCGGCCGCUAUACGAAUGAACCGUCUCGCUGCUAUCCGUGCCGUAUUCAAGAUAGCUUGCCAACUGUACGGUCAUGGAUGAUUCCGCCAUUUCUGCUGGAGACCGUCUCUGAAGACGCGACAGUCGACCACCCUGUGGGGUUUCCUGAGGUACCAGCAAGUCAUCAAAUUGGUCGGAAAGCGAGCCCAGAUGCGCUGCACUUGGCUGCUGCAAAGGACCCUGGAGAAUAACUAUUUCCCCGGAAGGCAAACCACGCAAAGGUUCCAUGGCAAAAUUGCCUCCGUGCUCAUUGCCAUCAUGGUUUCUACUGUUUUCGAUCAUGUACCGACGCUCGGAUAGGUGGCUAUCGGUCUGUCGUCGAACAGAUAGAAUGGUUGAGGUCUUGGUAACAAAAGA